This is a messenger RNA of Oncorhynchus tshawytscha (Chinook salmon), 9649 nucleotides long. RefSeq names its product TUB like protein 4a (gene tulp4a). The transcript is spliced from 16 exons. Gene Ontology annotation, molecular function: protein binding. The coding region runs from base 1244 to 6589 and encodes 1781 amino acids. Lineage: Eukaryota; Metazoa; Chordata; Actinopteri; Salmoniformes; Salmonidae. The record is from RefSeq and is a predicted model, not a curated record.
AACUCUAUGUGCCACUACGUGUCAGAGGCCUAUUUGUUCUACAUAGCCUAUUUCUAUCUGAACGUUCCAAAACGUUGCGUCCUACUGAACGCGCCCCAGCACAGGCCCUGCCCUGUACAUUCAGCAACAACACAAGACAAGGGAAGGGAAGGGAGACGAGAGCACUCCUUGACGGGAUCCCCGACAUAGAUUGGAAGGCAAGCUGGGUGACAUAAUGAUUUUGCUGGGAGAAGCAGUACUCCCACGGGUUGGGGUUGACAGUUGGGGUUUAUUUAUUACACCAAGUCUUUUGCAAAACGUUUAUUAAACGGACGCAAACGUAACGGGGAGGGCCCUACUUGCGUUUGUCCAAUAGAAACUCUCGUUUUAGUUGCAACACAUUUUGUUUUGGACUCAUGAUUACAGCCCUGAUGUGAGGAGUCCCAUUUCAUACAUCGCAUGGAGAACAGGUGUUUGGUUCAGCAGUGAUGCUACACCGAAUUGGACCAUAUUCAGAAUAAUCGGAUGCUCCAGAUUGAAGCAAUGGAUGGUUUGGAAUUGAGAUUUGAUGCCUGCAUUCUAUGAGUUUUUUUUUAGUGCUCUGACAUUUGCCUUUUUACAUGCACUCAACAAAUUAGUUUCUUACAGAGCUAAUCAAGGCUCUAAGAAUGAAUGUUUUUUAAACUUAUUGCGUAGUUCAAAGUUGUUGGAGGAGCUUUUGUUAAGUUGUUAGGUUAGUUGGCUUUGACUGCAAACAAAGGAAAAUAGGUUUUCUUAUCCUGUGAUCGGAUCUACUGUAGUUAUAAAAUUCCACUUUGUGUUAAGUAAAAAAAUGUGUUCGUGGAUAACAUUUGGUAGUACGCAAUGUAUAGACCAAUACUUUAAUCUUUCACCUCCGUGGUCAAUACUCAUGGAGUCAGUAUCACAUUGACAGGACUUACUGAUUUUAACAAAUCGAAAUGACCUGAAUGUGUGCCUUUGAACUUUUAUGCAAUCUUCUAUGAAAUCACCACUGGCCAACCAUGUUAUUUAGAUAAUUUAGUGAUCAACAACUGAUCAGACUAUUUUCUUAAAAACGUAUGGGAACAAACACCUAGAUAGACUACCAAAACGUCAAAUAAUAUGCAGCGUCUGUUCCACGGCGCCGACACGAGUUUGCCUGCAGCGGAGUGGAAGCGCUCAUAGCUGGACUACCAUCCUUAUCAAAAGGCGCGACCUACAGGAUUCUUUUACCUCAUCGUGGAACGAGUUGCGGUCGGCAGGCAUGUUCGCCGCAGUGGAGCAUGGCCCCGUCCUGUGCAGCGACUCCAACAUACUCUGCCUGUCAUGGAAGGGCCGGGUACCCAAGAGCGAGAAGGAGAAGCCGGUGUGCCGGCGGCGCUACUAUGAGGAGGGCUGGCUUGCCACAGGGAAUGGGAGAGGGGUUGUCGGGGUAACGUUCACAUCCAGCCACUGCAGAAGGGAUCGGACUACCCCACAGAGGAUCAACUUCAACCUGAGAGGACACAAUAGUGAGGUGGUGCUGGUGCGAUGGAACGAGCCCUUUCAGAAACUGGCCACUUGUGACACAGACGGAGGGAUCUUUGUGUGGAUCCAGUACGAGGGCCGCUGGUCUGUGGAGCUGGUCAACGAUCGCGGGGCUCAGGUGAGUGACUUCACCUGGUCUCAUGACGGUACCCAGGCUCUCAUCUCUUACCGUGAUGGCUUUGUCCUGGUGGGCUCGGUCAGCGGCCAGAGACACUGGUCAUCAGAGAUCAACCUGGAGAGCCAGAUCACCUGUGGUAUCUGGACCCCCGAUGACCAGCAGGUAUUGUUUGGUACUGCGGACGGCCAGGUGAUCGUGAUGGACUGCCACGGGCGCAUGCUGGCCCACAUCCUGCUGCACGAGUCAGACGGCAUUGUCAGCAUGUCAUGGAACUACCCCAGCUUCCUGGUGGAGGACAGCAGCGAGAGCGACACAGACUCUGACGACUACACACCACCACAAGUCCAACGUUUGAAGCCUCUGCUGACGGUCAGCUUCACCUCUGGAGACAUCAGCCUGAUGAACAACUAUGAUGACCUCUCUCCCACUCUUAUCCACACUGGCCUAAAAGAUGUGGUAGUCCAGUGGUGUUCUCAGGGGGAUCUCCUGGCCGUGGCUGGGAUGGAGAGAGCUGUCUUGCCCCCCGACUCCUCCUGUCUACCUCCCACCAGAAACGCCGUCGUCAAGUUCUACAACGUCUGCGGAGAACACAUCUACACACUGGACACACCUGCACAACGUCCCAUCACCACCCUGUGCUGGGGUCACCGGGACUCUCGUCUGUUCUUGGCUUGUGGCCCGGUACUCUACGUGGUGCGGGUGGAGCACCGGGUGGCCAGCCUGCAGCUGCUGUGCCAGCAGGGCAUUGCCGGGGCGCUCCGGGAGGAGAAGGACGUGGCAAAGCUCACCAUGCCCUCUCGUCUCUGUUCUUACGUCACCACAGCCUUCACACCCACCAUCAAGCCCCCCAUUCCAGACCCCAACAAUAUGCGUGACUUUGUGAGUUACCCGACGGCGGGGAACGAGCGGCUGCACUGCACCAUGAAGCGGACAGAGGACAACCCUGAGGUGGGCGGGCCCUGCUACACCCUCUACCUGGAGUACCUGGGGGGCUUGGUGCCCAUCCUCAAGGGCCGACGCAUCAGCAAGCUCCGUCCCGAGUUCGUGAUCAUGGACCCCAAGACGGACGGCAAAGCAGAUGAGGUGUAUGGGAACAGUCUGAUCUCGUCGAUGAUAGACAGCUGUAACUGUUCAGACUCCAGUGAUAUAGAGCUGAGUGACGACUGGGUCGGCAAGAAAUCCCCAAAGAUAUCCAGAGGCAGCAAGUCUCCCAAACUUCCCAGAAUCAAUAUUGACCCCAGAAAGUCCCCCAAACUGUCCCGCGCUACCCAGGAGAUCUCGCGGUCGCCACGGUUACCCAUCCGGAAGCCAUCCAUUGGGUCCCCAAGUCUCACCCGCAGAGAGUUCCCCUUAGAUGACAUCACACAGCAUAACUACCUUGCUCAGGUUACAUCCAACAUUUGGGGAACAAAGUUUAAGAUUGUGGGACUUGCCACCUUCUUGCCAACCAAUCUUGGUGCAGUGAUCUACAAGACAAGUCUGCUCCACCUGCAGCCCAGACAGAUGACCAUCUACCUGCCGGAGGUGCGUAAGAUCUCUAUGGACUACAUCAACCUGCCUGUGUUCAGCCCCAACGUCUUCAGUGAGGAUGAGGAUGACCUGCCAGUCACCGGGGCCUCGGGCGUGGCCGACGACAACCCUCCCUGCACUGUCAACAUCCCCAUUGCCCCCAUCCACAGUCCCGCCCAGGCCAUGUCCCCCACCCAGAGCAUCGGCCUGGUCCAGUCCCUCCUAGCCAAUCAGAACGUCCAGCUGGACGUCCUAUCCAAUCCCACGGCCAUCUCCUCUGUGGCUUCUGCAGGGGGGUCGUCUGACCAGGGCCAGGACACCAUCCUGACCGCCCAGUACACGGUUCCCAGCAGGUACUCCAGUCCUGGACAGGUCAUAUUUGGAGGGCUGGAGAUGAGCCGGCUUCUGGUUGGGCCUCCUCCCUCUCAUCACCACCAACAACAACAACAAAGCCAUCCACAGAGCCAUCAACAACCACUGCAGCAACAUCAUCAGCAACAACAAAUUCAGCAUCAACAACAACAGCAGCUUCAGCAUCACCAUCAACAGCUACAACAACAGCAACAACGACUAGCGCAGCAACAUCACCAACAGCAACUGGCACAGCAACAUCAACAGCAGAUCCAGCAGCAGCAGAUGCUGCAACACCAACAGAUGCAGCAGCAGCAGAUCCAGCAGCAGCAGCAACACAUUCAACAGCAGAUCCAGCACAUGCAGCAACAGCAGCAGCACAUCCAACAACAGCACCAACAACAGCUCCAGCACCAACAACAGCUCCAGCAGCAACAACAACAGCAUCAGCAGCACCAUCAGAUGCAGCAACAGCAGCAGAUACAACAGCACCAUCAGAUGCAGCAACAGCUCCAGAUCUCUGUCCCCUCUCAGGUGUCAGGUGCAGCGGUGCACCAGCUCCAACAGGGUGCGCUCCAGAUCCCUGUCCCCCACCCUGCAGGGGGGCUGGUGGCUGAGAGAAGGGUCAGCGUGGAACAUGAGCACCUGCUGAAGAUCAAACCCACCCGCUCUGCCCCCCAGCUGGCUGAGGGGGACACGGUGGUGUUCAGCGCCCCUCUGGAGCUCAGCAAGAUGAACCCCCCGCCCCCCUACCCUGGGACGGUGGCCGCAGCUGCAGCCUCUGCCUCUGCUGCAGCAGCCAACGCCGCCUCUGGACAGGCUGGGGGCAGUAACGGCACCCCGCCGCCAGUGGACCUGUGCCUGAAGAAGGGAGAGUUCUCCCUGUAUCCUCCUGGCCAGCAGGCGGCACAGUACCCAACGCCGCUAGGCUACGAGCGGAUAACUACGUUCGACAGCAGGGGUAACGUGGAAGAGGUGUGCCGGCCUCGAACGCGGCUUGUCUGCAACCAGAACAUUUACACGCUCCAGGUCCCGGGAAGCUCAGCAACCCUCCGGGUUACCUCCUCUUCUUCCUCAACAGACGGGAAGAAAAUCCAGCUGCCCUACGCCUCGGCAACCCUCAACAGGCUCACCGUUCCCCGCUAUUCCAUACCCAGUGGAGAUCCGCCCCCCUACCCCGACACAGCCAAUCAGAACACCACAGGGGGGAGGAGCACCGGACAGAGGCUGGACAGCAGUCUGAUCCAUGCCACACUCAGGCGGAACAGCCGAGAGGCCGCUCUCAAAGUUUCCCAGAUGCUGGACCCUCAGAGGACCCUGCCCACUAAAGCCAAAUCCCAAAACGCUGCACUGGCGGCUUCCUACCAACAAAGGGUGCCCAAAGCCCUGUACACCUGCAGUCAGUGCAGUAGUAACAGCAGUGGGCUUAGCAGUGCAGCCAGCAGUGCUCCCAGUGGGACUGCGAAUGGAAUCGCAGGUGGUACAAUCAUUAGACAGGAUUUUCCUCCAGGGAAUGGAGCUCCUCACAGCACGGUGAUCGUCCACUCCAACAGCGCUUCUCCCCUAGUCUCUCAAUCCUCAUACAACCUGGAUGGCUCUGGGAAUGGAGGAGGAGGUGGGAACAGAGACAGGGCUGACUAUGUGAACUCAGCCUUCACAGAGGAUGAAGCACUGAGUCAGUCAUUGAGGCAUCUGGCACUAGGGGGUGCAGAUGUGUCUGGAUUGACAGUCAAGAGGCCACCGCCAUACCAGUGGGACCCAGCCACCACUGAGGAGGUGUGGGUGCCCCAGGAAAGGACCGGUACUCUGAGCUCUGCUGGCCCCACCGGACCCCACAAACCACCCCCGCUCAUCCUCAGCCCAGCCCAGCACCUCGACAUCUCCCGGCUUCCUUUCAUCCUCUCCCCCAAGUCCCCCACCAGCCCCAGUGCUGCCUCUUUCCAGGCUGCCGCUGCAGCUGCAGGUUACCAGAUCUCCCUUCAGUAUGCUCCUGGCACAACCUACAGUGGUCCCCAGCAGCAGCCCAUGCCAGGCUCUCCCCGUCUCUGCUCCCCUAAGGAGGUGGUGGCCCCUGUCCCUUUCAACCAGCAGGAUGCCACCCUGGUCCUCCCACCUGGCUAUCCAGCCAACCUGUCUAACCUGGCCUGCUGCCCCCUCCCUCCAAUGUACCCGGGGGGAAGCUCCUGUGCCGGGCUCCCCAUCCCCCCCAUUGCCCUACACACCCCCUGGGGCACCUACAACCCCUGCCCCCCCAUGCCCAGCCCCUCGGGGACACUGCCCCCCAUUCCUCUCUCCCCCUCCUCCCCCACCGCCUCCCCUCCACCGCCCCCAGCAGAGCUGCAGCUGCAGGGUCAUGGUGGCUCACCAGAGGCCAUGGCAAUGGAUGCCGGAGAGGGCUUCCACGAGGUCCUCUCCCUCAACGAGAGCCCCGUGCCCAGCAGUGCUGAGAAGUUUGGCAAGAAGAACCGCAAGCGGGCAGAUGGCAGGGCUGAGGAGGCCAAUGCACCGGCCAUCGCCGAGGGAGGCAAAUCCAAGAAGGAGGGCCGGGCCCUGGGUGACUUCAACUCUCUGAUCUCCAGCCCGCGGCUGGGCAGCAGGGAAAAGAAAAAGCCCAAAGGCCAGAAGGAGCAGCAGCUGAAAGCUAAGAAGCUGAGCAAGGCUCCCACAAACAGCGAGUUCCAGGACAGCUCAGAGAGUGAACCUGAGCUCUUCAUCAGCGGGGACGAGCUGCUCAACCAGUGCCAGAGCGGCAAGAAGGGCUGGAAGAGCAAGAGGAGCCUACGGGCGGCCAGCGAGCUAGAGGAGAUCAAGUGCCGCAAGGCCAAUGAGAAGGAGGACCGCGGGUUGGGAAGCCAGGGCUUUGUUUAUGUGAUGGCCAACAAGCAGCCACUGUGGAAUGAGGCCACUCAGGUCUACCAGCUGGACUUUGGGGGACGUGUCACACAGGAGUCAGCCAAAAACUUCCAGAUCGAACUGGAGGGGAGACAGGUGAUGCAGUUUGGCAGGAUUGACGGCAACGCCUACAUCCUGGACUUCCAGUACCCGUUCUCUGCUGUUCAAGCCUUCGCAGUGGCUCUAGCUAAUGUUACUCAACGCCUCAAAUGAGGUCCCACCCCCUCUUACACUGAAUACUAGCGAGGAUCGGAACACCUGCUGGAAGGACAAGAUUAUUUAAUUUGAAGUUACUUUAAUAUUGGAGAAAAGACUGAAAUGAACUCUGUUUGCAUAUCGCAUCGCAAGCGAGAAAACGAGACACUGUGGUGCUGCACUGCCCAAUGUGGCCACCAGAGGGUGCAAUAAGCAUGGGCUGCAGGCGUUGGAGCAGGGCCAUAGUUUGCCUUGGCACAGUCAGCGGUCCCCUGUACUGCUUACAGGGCCCAAGAGCUCAGCUUUCUGUAGUCGUCAUGCAAAUAAAUGCUGCUUUAGCUAAUGAAAGCUAGCUAGUGGAAAGACUUAACUUACAACCUUCUAACGGUUUGGGUUUCCUGUCGGUAUGGUCCCGAGAGAUCAGUCGUUCUCUCUGUGCGGUUUUAAAAAGGAGCAGCAGUAAUACUUGAAAAAACUAUCUGGAAGAUUGAAGAUGUCGUUUUUUUCUUUCCAGAGCGUACAGGUACUACUGGGCACUGAAAUCCGUUGCUGUAUGAAACCGUUAUCAUCACUUUAUAACACUGCUUUGGCAUUUAGGUUUUUACACCUAAAGAUCAAACUUUCUGGGGGGGAAAUCUAGGCUUUUGAAAUGUUAUUUUUUAGUUAUCUGCCAUGUGUUUUGUUACAAUCCAAAUCUAUCUUGGCUGGAUUUGAGGUUUCAAUAUAUGCAUUGUAUUGUUGGAGCACUAGCACACGCAAAUGCGCAAGUUGUCUGAUUUCCCUGUUGUCAGAAACUCUGGAGAGGUAAAAGAUGUAAGCUGAACGGCAGUCCUUGGAAUUUGAAGGAGAAAAAAAGAUGAUGUAGCUCAUAUGGUUUAAUGUAUCUCUGCAUUUGUUUUUCCUCUUGUUACGAAUAGGUCAUACAGUAUUCAGAUAUGAAUUUUAACAUUGUAAUUGUUCUUCGUAUUCAUGUUGUUUAUUAUACAAUCUUAGUACCUUGUUUACAUGGAUUUCAAGAUGUCUGCUUUAUUUGGGAGAGACAGAGACUUAAUUGAAAUGCUGUUCUGUACACUACAAAAUCGGUGUGUUUUAAAAUGGUUUUACAGAAUAGUUGUGACCGUUAUCCUGUAUCUCCCAUUUUUAUCAUGGUGACAUGUUGACGGGGACACAAACAAAGAUCCUAGAGGUAAGAGUUCACCAAUCCGACCUUUGUUUCCCUGACAUGAAGUAAUUUGUCACUUGCUGUCACUUCUGUGAAGUGAGCGUCAUCGUGUAGGCGUGUCCUACUCUUAAGCCAACACUAAAUGAGUAAGCAAGGUACAGGAAAUAUUUUUGUAUAUUUCACCUAUGCCAUUUCAUUAUUAUUAUUAUUAUUAUUAUUAUAAUUUUUAAGUCAUGUAAAUAACUGCCACAUAUCAUUCAUAAAUAUUGUAAAAUGAUCUGGUGGAGUUGGACAGCUGUUUUCAUUGUAGCCCACUGUGUAUGUUCAAUAUUAUGGCGGAUAGCUGUAGUACAGUAGUAUAAAUAUAGAAAUACACUAUAAUCCCUGAGAAACCUGACAUCUUUCUAUUCUUUCAGUCUUUGAAGAUAGCUUUCUUCUUAAUUGAGGUUAUCUUAACCUGUUAGAACUUGGCAAGCUGAAACUGCAAUCAUUUAAGCUGACUAGUUUUUGUUAGACAUCCAGGCUUGGGUCUCUAUGCAUUGUGAACAGUCUGCAGGGCUGGGGAUGGAUGCUGGCGCAAAAGCAGAUAGACACUUCAAAUAUUUGCGGACUUAAGUGUGGUAAGAUACCUGUCAACAUCAUCCACACUACUAAUUUUCAAACAUAUCAUUGGAAAAAAUGAUUUAUCAAACUAAAAUAUCUAUUUGAUGGAUGGUUAGGAUCACUUCAAAACAUGUGUGCCAAAAAAUGGAAUUACUACAAUUUGGAAGAUUAAUACAAAGGGGCCUAGAUCACUUGUGUGACAGAGAGAGAUCACUCCGGACCAGAUCCACACAUCAUGGUCUUGAAAGCAAUGAGAUUAUUAGAUUAGGUUUGUAUUUCUUCCUCUGAGCUGCAUGUGAUAGUUGUUGGUUGGGGUGGGAUUAAGAUGGACCUGAUUCAAAGAAAAUACAAUUUCUUAAACAUGUCCGUCAAUGUUCAUUUUGUGUUAACAAUUUUGUUGUGCAAUAUUUUCUAAAGAAAGGUCCUCCCCUCACCAACACUGUUUGACAACCCUUCACUUUCACACUAGUAGUGUGGGGGAAACUAUAAUAUUCAAUUUCUUUUUGCUGGUCUGUACAUUUAUUUAUGAGAUUUUUUUCUUAAGCUAAAGGCUGUACAUAACUUGUUGACUUUGCUGAACAUUUCUUUCUGUUGAAAGGGGUUUGUUACUGGUGUAGCCUAUUUGUCAGAUCAUGGGAGGGGGUGGGCAAGUAGGGAAGAGAACUUUUCAAUAUGUGUUCUGUGAAGUUUGCAGUGGAUGGGAGAAGAUCUGAAGAAGUGCCCUGUCCUUGAGUGUAGUUGGUAGUAGUCAUUUAAGGAAGUGUGUGUCAAGUGUGUUCAAUUGUGAGGUCAACCGAUCCCAUAAGUGUUAUCUAUGUUAACUUCUUCAGUGUGUGUAUUUCCACCAAUUCUCCCCCUCGAGAAAGCUAAACCUUUUUCACUCCGUUAAGAGUUUUAUCAUUUUGUUUAUUCUCACCAUGCAAUGGAAAUCUACGCAUACAUGGUGUUGACUGACUGGUCAAUUUUGAUUGUGUAUUAUUUCAAUACAACUCACACAUCAGUCCACAUGACAUGACCGUUUGGAUAAGCCACUGAAAACAUGUAUAGAUCUCCCUUGGACACUGGUUUAGGAUUCUAAAUGAAUUCAUUUGAGGUGGUAACCUGUAGUAGACAUUGUAGGAUUUGGCUUUUCGUUUGAUCAGAAAUGUGCUUUGUACAUGUAGUUGUAGACAUAUAUAGGAAAAAAAACUUGAAAAAAUCUGAGUGAUUUGGUGACUGAAUGUUUAUAGUGAACGGUAGUAAGGCAUGCCAUGUUAAUUAUUUUACAAUUGUAUAUGUCACGCAUCUUUUGAAUAAAAUGUAAUUGUUUCAGA